AUGGAUCUCUCCGCCGUCCAGGCCGCCCUCUCCGACAAGUCCUACUCCGCCCUUGCCCCCCUCUGCGAUGAGCUCCUCCUCCAGGCCGCGUCCAAGGGAGCCACCACCGACGAAUGGCCCUACUCCGUCCACCUCCUCGCCCACCUCUACGUCAAUGACCUGAACAGCGCACGGUUCUUCUGGAAGUCGUUGCCGCAGGAGGUGAAGGAAACGCGGCCGGAGCUCGCCGCGGUCUGGAGGAUUGGUCAGUGCCUCUGGAACAGAGAUUAUGCUGGCGUCAACACGGCUGCACAGGGGUUCGAGUGGGGCCCUGACCUCGCUGAAUUCAUCACUGCCUUCCUAGAGAGCUACAGACAGAGGAUAUUCAAGCUGUUGACUUCUGCGUAUUCCACAAUUAGCGUGGCUGAUGUGGCUCAUUUCAUGGGGAUGAGUGAGGAGGAUGCUACAAACUAUGCUGUGCAAUACGGUUGGAGCUUGGAUGCAGCGACCAGGAUGCUUACUGUCAAAAAGCUAAAGGCUCAGACCAACCAGAAGCUUGACGCGAGCAAGCUGCAGCGUUUGACUGAGUGUGUUUUCCACCUUGAGCACUGA
Molecule: messenger RNA, 591 nt
Organism: Miscanthus lutarioriparius
Lineage: Eukaryota; Viridiplantae; Streptophyta; Magnoliopsida; Poales; Poaceae
Source: the annotation of a GenBank genome assembly